Melanaphis sacchari is the source of this 2207-nucleotide messenger RNA. Its product is annotated as homeotic protein caudal-like. Gene Ontology annotation, molecular function: DNA-binding transcription factor activity, RNA polymerase II-specific; RNA polymerase II transcription regulatory region sequence-specific DNA binding. Gene Ontology annotation, cellular component: nucleus. The coding region runs from base 882 to 1970 and encodes 362 amino acids. The record is from RefSeq and is a predicted model, not a curated record. Gene Ontology annotation, biological process: anterior/posterior axis specification; animal organ morphogenesis; regulation of transcription by RNA polymerase II. NCBI's taxonomy places the organism in Eukaryota, Metazoa, Arthropoda, Insecta, Hemiptera, Aphididae. The transcript is spliced from 3 exons.
GCCACGCACGACCGCACCUCAUCAGUCGUAAUCGAUCGCGUGUCUAAAUAAUAUUAAGUACACACUUACACGCACGCACACACACACACUCACACUCGAACGCGUAAUAAUAUAAUAUCAUCGCGGUACACUUACAGGUACGUACGGCGGCGCACACGCACACGCACGCAUUCGCCUGUCACACCUCGAAAUAUAAGUCUGCUGUUAUUAUUUUAUUUUUUUUUUUUCCCAUCUUUCUUUUAAUAAAACGCACACGGCUAAUAUACAGUAGUAUUAUUAUAUUGUUGUACGCUCUCGACACUCGCGCGGCACACACACUCGACGACCGCGACGACGACGACGUUUAUGCGAAUCCGUUUUGUUAUAUUUACGCGACAGUAGACGUGCGGGUACGUAUACCGUAUACUUAUUACCGAGUUACGCGACGGUAUGUGUUAUAAUAGUAAUAAACGUUUUGAUUGAAUUAUAUGUAAACCGCGUCAGUGUGUAUACGCUAGUGUAAAUAUAUUAUAGUCCCGUAUAGUGCCGGUGCGUCAGUUCGUUACAUCGAAUUCGCUCAGCGUUACGCACUGCCUGCGCAAUUCGUCGUGAAACCAUAAUAAUGUUAUUCGCGAUCCCGGUGACGAUUACAGUAUAUACUACAUAGGGCACGUCGGUGACGCGCCACAUCCAAUCGCGGGCAAAUGAUCUGGGAUCACCUGCAGCUGCAAUCACCGCUGCGUGAAUAAAUUAUAUCAUAACGAUUUAGCUGCGACCACAGGGAAUAACAGCGCAUCAUCGUUGUACUGUAUGCAAUAGGCGCACACAAUUAUAGGAAAACUGCUGCAGGCGACGAAAAUGUGGUGGAUGACCUGUCCGUGAAAAACCACAGCCGACGUAAAAUGAAUGAAUCGGUGGCCGUGUGCAGCAGACAACAGGGUCCGUCGUAUCAUCAUCACGGCCAUCACGUCGUAGUCAUGCCGGCUCAGUGUAACGGUGACGAGUGCCCGGCCGAACCACAACCGGCCACCGUGGCCGGUUCGUGGACGGCGUACGGUCAUCAGCCCGCGGCCAUCGCCGCCGGUUACCAUCAGCACCACCACCACCAUCAUCUGCAACAGCAGCAGCAGCAGCAACAGCAACAACAGCAACAGCAACAGCAGCAGCAACAACAACAACAACAACAACACCAACAGCAGCAACAGGACCAUCACCUCCAUCAUCCGCAUCAAGGAAUGUCCGCGAUACCGCCGCCGCAGUCGUUGAUGCACCACCACCAUCACCAUCAACCGGCGGACGGCGGCGGUGGUUACGCCGCGUGGCCAACGGCGGUCGUGUACAACAAACGGCGGCUCUCGUACGCGGACGACGUACAGGUGUAUCAUCACCACCACGCGCCGCCGUUGCCGCCACCGCCUCCGCCGCCGCACCAUCAGCCUGCCGGCGCCGCGGCCACCUUGCAGGCCGUCGCGGCCUACAACCCGGCGGUCGUGACGGCCUCGACGGCCACGUGCUCGUCGCCCGGCACGUCGUUGGACGAACCGUCCUCUGCGGCCGCCACUGCGGCCGUUUACCAGACGGCCAACGACUAUAAGUAUUGGCCGCCCGUGCAACAACAACCGUCGCCCACUGGCACAGGGCGCGUGAGCCCGUACGGUUGGAUGAAGAGAGUCGAGUACCAAGACCGUCCACAACCAGGUAGAACACGCACUAAAGAUAAGUACAGGGUCGUAUAUACCGACUUGCAACGUCUGGAACUCGAAAAGGAAUUCCACUUUAAUCGAUACAUCACGAUUACAAGAAAAACCGAGUUAUCCAAAAUGCUGAGCCUGUCUGAAAGACAAGUAAAAAUAUGGUUUCAAAAUAGGCGGGCCAAACAGCGGAAAAUCGAUAAAAAACGAGAAGAGACCAUUAUCAAUGAAAACUCGAAACAACUGAUCCAAACGCCCGUCGAUUCGAAUUAUUCUAUUGAGAGCUGUUCAUCACUGUAAAAUUACCGGCUUAUUUAUACUGUAUAAAUCGAUAAAACGAGAUAUUUAACCGGUAUCAGAAUAAUAUUAUAAUAUGUACUUAUAAAAAACCCCACAAACUCUGGGCACAACAAAAUUGUACGUUAUACGUUUAUUUAAUAUUAUAUGUAGAUUGUAAGUUUCAAUCGCGCCUAAAAGAAACGAAAAACCAUUUUUCAUCAUUAUAUUUUCUAAGUACAAUUUUAUUUUUAUUUUUUA